AUGAAGACAGGCGCCGCUGCUCCAGGCCGUGGCGUGCCACACGACAUGCGUGAUGAAUCGUGUCCGGCGUGUGCCGAGAGUGUCAGCGAUCACCAAAAUGACGUCGAUACUUGGAUAGCAUGCUCACAUUGUGGUACAUGGUACCAUGUUGUGUGUGUCCGCCUGACCAAUUGGGACGACUAUGACAAGUGGUACUGCCAGACCUGUCGUGACAGUCUGCCACUUGAGCCGAAAAUGCGCGCACCGAGACGGCGAUCGCACCGCGCACGGCCUACCACGGACUAUGCAGCCGUGCAAGAAGGCAAGCCGUCGGACCCUAUUGGCCGGUGGACCUCGUUGCUGGCCCAAUAUAAAGACUGGCCUGUGCGUGUCUUGCGCGUGGAAGGCAGCACAUGGACAUCGCAGUGGCUCUCGACAUCGCUCGAGCCACUGAUAUCACCCACCCUCGUCCCAGCUCCCGCGACACAAGAUCUAGACAACCCGGCUUCCCAUAUACCCGGCAUGCGAAUGCCACCACGGCACACGACGAUCCGGGAUGUGGCGCAGCUCGUUGGACCAGACACGCACGUGGAAGUGAUUGAUGUGCGAACGCAAAUGUCGUCACGCGCAUGGACGCUGAGUAUGUGGGCUGAUUAUUUCGAGACACCCGCGGCGAAACGCGACAAGCUCUUGAACGUCAUUAGUCUUGAAAUCACAGGCACUGCCAUGCAGCGCAUGGUCGAGGCGCCGGCCAUGGUGCGCGAAAAUGAUUGGGUUGAGCGAGAUUGGCCCAUGCAUCGACGUCCCUGUCACGCGGACGACGAGGCGCGCAAGUGGCCCAAGGUGCAGCGGUACGUGCUGAUGGGGGUGCAGGGCGCUUUUACCGACUUUCACAUUGAUUUUGCCGGUACAUGGGUCUACUAUCAUGUCGUGUGGGGUCACAAGAUGUUUUUGUUUGCACCGCCUACAUCAGCCAACUUGGCCUCCUACAAGGCGUGGACGCUCUCUGCGCAGCAAGAGAGCGAGUGGCUCGGUGACCGACUACAACAGCUCACCAAGGUAGAGAUACGCACGGGCGAAACGAUGCUGAUCCCACCUGGCUGGAUUCACGCUGUGUAUACGUACCAAGACACACUCGUUAUCGGAGGAAACUUUUUGACAGAUCAUGAUGUGGCCAUGCAUUGGCGCAUCGAGCAAAUGGAAGGGGCGACGCACGUUCCGCGCAAGUUUCGGUUCCCACAUCUCGUGCGACUGGCAUGGUACGUGGCGUAUGCAUGGCACAAGCGCCUUUCUCACGGUACAUCUGCCCCGCCUCCGCGCGUCAUGGAGGGUAUUGCGCAGCUAUGUAAGCGUCUCGAGCAAGAUGUGGCGAAAAUGGAGACGCUGCCAUCUGCCUCGAAAGGCUAUAAGGCGGCGUGGGACGCCGUGCCGCGGGAUGUGAUCAGAGAUCCACGAGCUCUCUUGCAAGAGAUGCAAGCUCACUGCAAGUCACAUAACGUGCCACAUAAACGACAGCGUCGCCACUAUGAAGGUUGA
This is a messenger RNA of Malassezia restricta, 1515 nucleotides long. RefSeq names its product F-box and leucine-rich repeat protein 10/11. NCBI's taxonomy places the organism in Eukaryota, Fungi, Basidiomycota, Malasseziomycetes, Malasseziales, Malasseziaceae. The transcript has a single exon. Gene Ontology annotation, biological process: protein demethylation; regulation of transcription by RNA polymerase II. Bases 1 to 1515 code for a protein of 504 amino acids. The record is from RefSeq and is a predicted model, not a curated record. Gene Ontology annotation, molecular function: histone demethylase activity; transcription coregulator activity.